Messenger RNA from Penicillium salamii, 1785 nucleotides. The record is from the annotation of a GenBank genome assembly. Lineage: Eukaryota; Fungi; Ascomycota; Eurotiomycetes; Eurotiales; Aspergillaceae.
AUGGUUCCAGCUGUGUAUAUACCAUUGAAACAUGCACCUGCGAUGGUAUCAGGCAAACUCGACCGAGGUUUCUUCCGCAAAAUUCUCCAGACUUUCUCCAAUUCGCAAUUGCAGAGCUUUACACCAACUAGCCAAGAAGAAGAACAAUCUUCGCAAAGCUGGGUUGAAGAUGGCUACAGGGGCUUUCGAGAGAGGCCACAACCGAUCAUAGAGGAUUUCACAACCAUGGAACGGCAAAUUCACCAGCUAUGGGCACAAGCAUUGAACAUUGAGCCUUCAACAAUUGGUAAAAAAGAUAAUUUAUUCAGGAUCGGCGGAGAUUCUAUUGUGGCAAUGCGUCUCGUUGGUCUUGCUAGAGCUCAAGGCUUGGGUAUCAAGGUGUCAGAUAUCUUUGAGCACAGGCAACUCGACAUUUUGGCCGAAGUCCUCGUUGGAAAGCAAGUUGCUCAUGAGACAUACAACACCAAGCCCUUCUCUCUCCUAGAUCAAGGGCAAAAAUCCCUGAUUUCUGAGACUUAUGACGUUUUGGUGAAAAAUGGCAAGACGGUUGACAUUCUCCCAGUCACGGGGGCCCAGGCAAUCUUGCUUAAGAUGUUUGGCCUAGGUUGCUUCUCUUUUUCCAUUAAGGGAAGGAUUUGCCCGGAUCGAAUGCGGUCAGCCUGUGAAUCUGUGGUACAGAGUCACUCCUCUUUGCGUACGGUGUAUCUUUCAUACAAGGAAAGCUUCCUCCAAGCCAUCUUUCAGAGCAUUGAUGUACCUUUUGAGCACAUCAGGACAUCAGUAUCUCUGAAAUCAACGUGUCAGUCUUUAUGUGACUCUUACGUGCUCGAAAACGCUGCUUCGGGAAAACCGAUUGUUAAAUUUGUUAUGGUCUCUCAAUCUGAUGAUGAGCAUGUGCUUAUCAUGCGACUGACGCAUGCGCAAUACGAUGGAGCGAGCUACUCAAUCAUUCUCGACGACUUAGCGACUGCGUAUAAUGACGGUGGAGUCUCACCUCCAGCUCGCACAUCCUUUUCAGAAUUUGCAUACUAUUGCGCCGGUCAUCGAACCAAUUCAACAUUCGAUUUCUGGAAAACCAAUUUACAUGGCUCAGCAAUGACUAUGCCCCCUGGUGCACCCAACCAUCCAGGCCAAUCCGUUGCCGAUGUCCAUGAAAUCGCAUUCAGGGAACUGCCUCCUGCAUUAGAAAACAUCACUACUCCAGCCUUAGUGAAUGCAGCCUUCGCCCUUGUUCUCGCAGAUCUCGUCCAGAGUGAUGAUGUCACAUUUGCAAUGUUUAUGAGCACCCGUGACAUCGGUCUACCGGGCGCCCAAGAGAUUAUUGGUCCUUGUAUUAAUCUCAAUCUGCUUCGUGUCAAGCUUGACAGGUCUCGCUCCGUUCUUGACUUGUGCCACACACUGCGGGAUCAGUAUACUCAAGUUUCCAAGCACGGUCAUCUUGAUCUACCUGAAAUAAUUGCCAAAAGUACCGAUUGGCCUUCAGAUUCCAAGCUGAGAUUCAUUGUCAACCACCUCGGCGAUGACGAUAGCACCCCGCGGCCACUCGAGGGCGGGGCGACUUUAUCGAAUGCGGACGGAACACACCGGAGAUUUUUAGACAGCCAGGCUUUCAUUCGAUGCCUCGCUAAGAGUGAUGGGCUGCAAGUACAUGUAGUAACUACCAGCGUUACUAUGAGUUCCAAGCAGGCCGGGUUGAUAGCGAGGAGGAUUCUUGAUACUGUGAAGAUGUUCACCGAGUAUCCCGACACGAUAUUAGCUUCUCUGUGUACUCCCAAAGCCGAGUAG